AUGUCCGUCGAAAAUGGAGUUUUGUAUCCUAUGGAUCCACCUCCAGGAAUGGUCCGUGAUGUCGGCCAGGCCGCCGAGUCUGCCCCCCUGGUGGUCAUCACGGCUGUCUUUUUCCCGCUGGCAACAGUAUGCAUGGUUAUUCGAGUCUACACGAGAGCAUGCAUUGUGUGCAAGCUCUCUUUCGAUGAUUAUCUCAUGAUUCUUUCUUGGGUGUGCAACGUGUUCCUUGUUUCCUUUACACUUAAUAUGACAAACUAUGGAAUGGGCAAACAUCUUUGGAACGUUCCAUUCUCACCAGAUCUAUUCCCCAAUUUCUCCUUGAACAACCUGCUCGCGGCCAUCUUCUUUUGUGCCGCCACUGGUUUCGCCAAGGGAAGUAUUCUCGUCUUCUACCUGCGAAUAUUUCCCAUGAAAUCAGCGCGAAUCCUCAUCUGGACAGCCUUUGCUUUUAUCAUGGGAUACUCGACAGCAUCCGUUCUUGUCAACAUAUUCUCAUGCAACCCUAUUCGAGGCUCUUGGGAUCCGGCAAUUAUUGCGACUGCCAAGUGCAUCAACAGACCGGUCUUCUACUUUUUGCAAGCUGGUUUGGGAAUCUUUGCAGAUAUCCUGACUGUCUUGAUCCCACUUCCGUGGCUUAAGUCACUGAUGUUGCCCAAGAAGCAAAAGAUUGGCGUUGGUGUUCUCUUGACUAUGGGUGCAUCGGUUUGCGUUAUCAGCAUCAUUAGACUGCAAUCUCUGAGUGUUUUACUCCACGACCCAGAUCUAACUUACAACACCGUCAUGGCCUUGAUGUGGUGCGUUCUAGAAUUGAACCUGAGCAUUAUCGGUGGCUCCAUGGCUACCAUCAAACCAUUUCUCAGAAUUGCAAUCCCCCGCAUGUUCACCACAAAUUACGGCAAAUACGGCGCGAGUGCCAGUGCUGGUAUUCAUUUGGAGUCGAAGGACAGAAGCACAGGGCAUCAGUCACGAUCUUUGCAAAGUCUCAGACCUGUUCACUCUGUGAAAACUCCACAGAUAAAUCAUUUCCACGCCACCAGCACAGACGAGCUCGUCAUAGCAUAG
Molecule: messenger RNA, 1062 nt
Organism: Fusarium pseudograminearum CS3096
Lineage: Eukaryota; Fungi; Ascomycota; Sordariomycetes; Hypocreales; Nectriaceae
Exons: 6
Coding region: 1-1062 (353 amino acids)
Source: RefSeq, a predicted model, not a curated record